Molecule: messenger RNA, 1160 nt
Organism: Styela clava
Lineage: Eukaryota; Metazoa; Chordata; Ascidiacea; Stolidobranchia; Styelidae
Product: alcohol dehydrogenase-like
Molecular function (GO): zinc ion binding; oxidoreductase activity
Source: RefSeq, a predicted model, not a curated record
GGUGCCGUUCAAAAUCUAACGGCAGUAUUGACGAGAUAGAAAGAAAUGAAGCGGGCAGUGAUUAGGGUUCCAAAAGGAUCUUUUGUAGUAGAGACUUCAAAUAAUAUCCCAGUUCCGCCCGAAAAUGGAGCAAUUGUAAAAACAAAGUUUUGUGGAAUAUGCCAUUCAGAUCUUCACAUGUGGGAAAAGGAAAUAGUAGCAUGCCCUAGUGUCUAUGGUCAUGAAGUUUCUGGAGAACUAUAUGCAUUGGGAGAUAAAGCAGAAAUAGUCAAUAUGAAUAUUGGUGAUAAUGUCAUGAUAUAUCCAUGGAUGGGUUGUGGCAAGUGUGACGAAUGCACGGAAGAUAAAGAUAAUCUUUGCAACAUAAGAACGCACGAAGUAGGAUGUGGUGCAGAUGGAGGGUACUCAAAUUACGUUUCUGUUCCUGACACUAAAUUUCUCAUCAAGGUACCAGACUCAAUUCCAAUGGAUGUUGCUUGUUUGUUACCUUGUUCUGGUGUAACCACGUAUAGCGCAAUUAAGAAACUCCGACCUUAUAUUGAGAAAAUAAAAAGAAAAAGUAGUGUAUUGAUCGUAGGAGCGGGAGGACUGGGAUUGUGGUGCUUACAAUGGGCUAAAAUAUGUCUACCAGACAGAGUAAAAAUCGUAUGUGCUGAUAUAAACAUGGACAAAUUGAAAGUUGCUUCAGAACAUGGCGCUGAUGACGUUAUAUGCUGGUCGACACAAAAAGAAGAACGUUUAGUUUCAGAUGAAGACAUCACAAAAGAGUUGAUGGAGAAGUCAAAUGGAGGAUUUGAUGGUGUUAUUGACGUUGUCAAUUCCAGCAUGACGUCGAAAAGGGCAUUUUCAGCAUUGAAGCGGAACGGUACUCAUGUUAUGAUUGGUUUGUAUGAAGGAUCGAUGAGCAUCCCUCUAAGACCUAUGGUUCUGACUAUGAAGAGAAUAUUAGGAUCGUAUGUUGGGAGUAUACAGGAACUGAAUGAAUUGGUGAAAAUGAUAGAAACAAGAAAGGUGAAACCACCUCCAAUUAUUCCGUACAAACUGGAAGAAAUCGAGACAGCGUGGGUAGCACUAAAAUCAGGAAAAAUGCCCGGAAGAGGCGUUAUUCGGUACUGAAUGAAUUCGUGAAUGAUACAAUAAAAAGAUUUGGUUGUGCAUUC